CGCACACGCACGCACGCACACGCACGGUCGCUCAUAUAGGAGGAUCCCAGCGGAGCAGCGGCCAGUGAACGGCGGAGCGCGCACCGGACCAGUUCUUUAACUUGUCCUCCCUCCUCCCUCUCGGUUCAUUCAGCAGCAGCAGCAGCAGCCAACCGGACUACCGGCUACCGGGCAACGAGAGACUCCACCAGCUCCAGCAGACAGCCUCAGACUGAUCGUCAUCGUCUGUUUUUUUCACUCCGGAGACUGCGGAUUUUAUCCUUGAUCUUUACCGGUGGAUACCGAGAGUCCGCGCCGCCUCCCCGCGAAGAACCGUAAAGUGAGCUGUGAUUUUUUUUGUUUUUUUUUUCCAGCCAGGAAAUUAAAAUCCGGUGUGUCGGUUCCAGCGGCGUCCCUCCGGUUUAACUGCACACCGGUCAGACUUGGAGAAAGAGCAACAGUCUCCACCGGCGCAUCAAUCAGUGAGGUAGAAAAGCCCUACAUCAAGCUGCAGCCAUGGAUGAGAUGGACCUGCCCCAGAUGAAGAAGGAGGUGGAGAGCCUCAAGUACCAGCUGGCCUUCAAAAGAGAGAAGUCCUCCAAAACAGUGACCGAUUUGGUGAAGUGGAUAGAGGACGGCGUCCCAGAGGAUCCCUUCCUGAACCCGGAGCUGAUGAAGAACAACCCGUGGGUGGAGAAAGGAAAAUGCAUCCUUCUCUAGAAGAAAAACAUCCACCCUGCCACGAUCGUUCAACUUCAACACACACCCUCCAGAUGACCCCUGACCCUCCCCGGCCUCCAAAAGCACUGGCAGGAUGGCGCCUCCUAACCUCUCACCUUGAAUGUACAACAGCUGAUAUCCCCCAACCUCUCCUGAACACACACACACACCACAGCAAGGGCACAGAAACACACACUGAUGGAGACACACACUUCACAAUCCAAACUUUGGAUUUUUCCACAACUGCCACACACUCACUGCAAGUUUAUUCCUGCCACGGCAAUGCAUCAUUAUUAUGAUACGAUGACAACGAUCAAUACUUGUACUACAUGUCUUUAUAUGAAUAUACGACGACUUAUUUAUGCAGCUGCCAGUCACGAGCUUUUCUCUCUGCUGUUUUUCUUUUCUUCCAUGAGUUAAUGAGCUGUGGUAAACUGUAGAGUCACAUUCUCACUGCCAGGCUGACUGGAGAUCUGCGGGAGGAAUUUUGUCCAGUAGUGAGACUGAUUAAACUAAAUUUUGUUUAAAUUAAAAAUAAUCAAUUUUUCUGAGUCUGUGUUUGACAAGCUAACUACAUAAAGUUGUUAAUAUUUGAUUGAACUAAAUACUUCUACUCAUAAGAGCCUAUAAUGAUUUAUAAGCAAAUACAGAAAACUUUCAGUAUAGAUAUUUGGACUGGAACGUGAGAACCCUUUAACGGGAGUUUGCUUUCUUUAAGUAGGAAAAGUGUUGAAAUAGUUUUUUCUGAACGAAUUUAAUGCUUGUUACUAGUGCUGGGCGAUAUGGAAAAAAUCAUCCCGAUAUGGAUUAUUUUAUAUCACGAUAACGAUAUAUAUCACGAUAUACCACAAUAAAGUAUGUUUUCAGUUCUCUGAAAAGUUUGACAAAAAUGUCAUUGCUUACUUUUCUCCAUGAAACUUCAACCUGUUGCUGGGGCUGGACCCGAAUAUCCGAAUAUUCGGUCCCCAUGGUGGUAUGUGGAUAUUAAUUUUGAGAUCCAAAUAUUUUUUUUUUGUUUAUAUAGAUUAAAAAUGAGCAAAAGAAAUAAAAUAAAAUUUAAAAAAUUAACACGCAAUUUUUUUUUUUUUUUGCUCAUUUUUUUCUAUAUUUGGUUCUUACAGGGUUAAGCCAGGAUUAUGCUCCCUUGCAGAUGUGUACAUUAUUUAUACUUAUAUCAAAUUGUAUUACUUUCUACUUUGCUUGGAAAAUCCAUUUGAUAUAACGCACAUUACUGCAGAGCAUGCAUUCUACUGUCCUUAUUGCAUAGUGACCACGCUGCCCCCUCUGCAGACAUUUAUGUGUGUCCAUGUGGGGACUCUCGUGGACAAAAUGUACAUCGCUAGUGUAUUUGUGAAUGCCAGAAGUAUAACACUGAACUUAGAUUAAAAAUCAAGAUUACAAAACGUCUUGCUUGUCCUGAGCUACACAAGAUGAGAAACUGUCUAAAGGUAUCAGUAUGAGCAUCAGAUAUCAACGGAAGCUUCACAAAAUCCCUCCCUCAGACCACAUGUACUGCUGGUGACAUAAACCAAACCCUUUACAUGUAAGAAACAACAUGCAUGAACCCACCAAGCUUUCACAGCUACUAUGUGACUUCUACAGUUUUCACACGCGGUUUUAAAUUGCUCGUCAAGCAUGGUUAUCACAUCGAGAUCUGCAGCCAGUUGUUGUUCUGCUUCAGUGUCAUUAGGCAGCUCUGUUUGUGUUGUCAGAGCAGAAUGAAACUCUGGGCCUCUGGAGGGGUUUGAGUACUGCUCCUUCUCCCCCUUAGCUACAGCCCCCUAAAGAUCACACACAAACGUUACACGCAGCCGACAUGGAAACCAACACAGAGAACCGUGCGCACAAACAUUAUCUCUCACCACACAUGUACAGACGGACCCCUUUAACUUAUUAACUUAUUUAUUUAUUUAUUGAUGAGACCUCUCCCUCACCUUAGUUUUUGUUUCCCAUGUCUGCACUCCCUCUUCCUCAUACCCUGAACUAAAACAAAAAAGAAUAAUUAAAAAAAACAAAAAAACAACAACUUCUACACCUUGCCAGAUCACCAUCUACUACUGCCUUGUACACAGUUUCCUUAAAACGAGAAUGUAAAUACGCGGCAUGAGGUUCAAACAUCACCACUGACCUCAGAACUGGCCUGUGGGUGUGCGUGCAUGUGACUGUAACUGUGUGUUUAUGUGUGUGCGCAUAUUUUCGACAUAAAUUUGGACAUCGGGCUCCCAUGCGGUUUGCACACGCAGCUGCAUCACACACACACAGGCAGGCCUGAGGGCGAGCAGAUCAACGACACACAAACACACACUGCUUAGUGAGAAUGUGUAUGAGGGGAGGAGUGGCAAGGAUGUGGGAUUCUCUACAAGGACUCAGGACAGGGAAGCCUCAAAAUCAUCUCAGUGCUGGAAUGAAUCUCACUCUAUGUUCAGCACAAGCUACUCAGUGUUUAGAUGACAUUAGCCCUAUUAUCUGGAACUGUUAUAUUUUAUUUUCCCCUUUUUUUAAAGUCAAUUUUAACAAUUAUCCUGUCCACGAAGAGCUAAUUAACAUGAUCUUAGUGUAAAAGAUGCCUGAGAGGGAAAGAUUAAAUAGAUAAAAUGUGUUUGGGGAAUAUCUGGAGUGAAAUAAUAACCUGUAAUCUAAAUCACUGAAUUUGGGAUGAGCAUACAUCCAUCAGCCACAAUAAUAAAACCACCUGCCGAUAUUGUAUACGCCCCCAUUGUGCCUCCAAAACAGCUCUGACCCAUUGGGGCAUGGACACAGGAUCCUUUGGGUGCUGUGUGGGGUUUUGGUCACCGUACCAUGAGUGGAGUAUAUCAAAAGUAACAUCCACAUGAAAGCCAGGACCCCAGGUUUUUCAGAAGAACAUUGUGUUGUAAAGAUAUUCAGUUUACCAGCUGGUGAUUUUGAUGUUUUGGCUGACUGGCGUAUACGCAGCAUGAAUCCUCAACAAUGUUCCUAACUAGCUCACACACUGGCAUCGGAGAAUUGCUUUCAAAUAUAGCCCACUUACUAGAUUUUAUGUAACACUCCAGAGUAAUUUGAUAAUAAAUGUAUGAAGUGAGACUUCCACAGGACAAAGAACUGAAGCUCUUAGCGUCACGUUACAAGCUUUUGGAGAGUCCCUCUAAAUUCUCUGUUAACUUAAAAAGCAUCAAAUGUUGUCCAUUACUAAACUGAAAAGUACACGAGAAGAUUUCUGAGUCUGCCUGUCCCUUGUCUGUUUUCUGUCCAGCUACUGUAACUUUACUUGUUUGGUUUGUUUUUAUAUAAUCUGAACGUAGGUAUGUAUGUACGUUAUUACUAUUACGAUGACAGCAUAAAACCUUGUCUAAAUAUCUAGCAACAUAUUCCUUGUGAGAGUGCUUUGGAGUUAAUAUUAUGCAUCAGAUCAAAAGUCCUAGUGUAAAGAUGACAACGAGCAAUAAAUUAUAGAUCAUUUUUUAUUGAAUGUUUUACAAAAACAUUUACUGAAUAAAGUAGAAGAUUUUUAGACAG
Messenger RNA from Amphiprion ocellaris (clown anemonefish), 4194 nucleotides. It is a transcript of the gene gng13b, whose product is annotated as guanine nucleotide binding protein (G protein), gamma 13b. The transcript has 3 exons. Gene Ontology annotation, cellular component: heterotrimeric G-protein complex. Gene Ontology annotation, biological process: sensory perception of taste; phospholipase C-activating G protein-coupled receptor signaling pathway. Lineage: Eukaryota; Metazoa; Chordata; Actinopteri; Pomacentridae. Gene Ontology annotation, molecular function: G-protein beta-subunit binding. The record is from RefSeq and is a predicted model, not a curated record. The coding region runs from base 496 to 699 and encodes 67 amino acids.